Molecule: messenger RNA, 1497 nt
Organism: Letharia lupina
Lineage: Eukaryota; Fungi; Ascomycota; Lecanoromycetes; Lecanorales; Parmeliaceae
Exons: 7
Coding region: 1-1497 (498 amino acids)
Biological process (GO): ceramide metabolic process; negative regulation of ceramide biosynthetic process; intracellular sphingolipid homeostasis
Cellular component (GO): endoplasmic reticulum membrane
Source: RefSeq, a predicted model, not a curated record
AUGAAUGACGGGAAGAAAAGUAGGAGGAGGCGUUCUAGCAGUCUGAUAUAUCAGGAGCCACCCGAGUCUAUUGAGCAUAUGAGCGAUCAGUCGGCGUUGCCAAACGUAAAUGCAGAUUGGGUCAACGCAAAAGGAGCCUGGGCCAUCCACGUCAUAUGCAUCAUUGGUCUCAAGCUCCUCUUCGACGUCAUUCCAGGAGUCUCCCAAGAAACAUCAUGGACACUUGUCAAUAUCGUCUACAUGUUCAGCUCAUACUUGAUGUUUCACUACGUCCGAGGUGUCCCCUUUGAGUUCAAUGCUGGGGCCUACGACAACCUGAACAUGUGGGAGCAGAUCGACAAUGGGGAUCAAUACACUCCGGCAAAGAAAUUCCUUUUGAGUGUUCCCAUAGUUCUCUUCCUUUUGAGCACACACUACACACAUUACGACCUGACGUACUUUAUCAUCAAUUUCCUUGCCGUUCUAGGCGUUGUGAUACCCAAGCUGCCUUCUAGCCAUCGGAUGCGAGUGAAUCUGAUGCUCGAAUGUCGUCAGGGGACAGACUUGUACAUCCUCUGCGGAAGCAAAGAGAUGGCAGUCUAUCGUGCCAUAGUAUGGUCGCAAUCACCGCGUCUCAAAGACCUCUCCAUUGUUGAAAUGAGUCAGUACAGGUUCAGCAAUUAUUCACACUUUGAGGAAUCCGGAGAGUUCGGGGUUUCCGGUGGCCCAGGCGCCCGUCUUCACGUGGUCGUGUCUACCCUGGCGAAGAAGUACAAGCUUCCAGCUCUGGCUCUGCUGGCGAGGAAGCAUUUCAUCGAAGCUGUCAAAGAGCAUCGGGACACGAACUUCCCUCUAUUUGCUGGCGAUGGCCUGGCAGCAAUCUAUGCAAAGCCAAUGCCAAAGCCGGACCUGACUCCGGAAGGCGGACGGAAAGGGCCUUGGGACUUGGAGCCGGCUGAGUCGAGUUUCAUCAACAAACUCUGCUACCUACAAAUCGAAUUGCGCGCUGAAAUAUGGGUUAAAAAUCUCUACACUACGCUGUUUGAUUAUGGAGCGGUUGGAGAGCCGGAGACCGCAAAGGCGCUUGGAAGGACGUCAGACGGAUCCCUCGGGCAGUUUGAACUCGGUUCUGGAGGACACCUUCCGGAUGCCCUCGAAGUCUUCAAGGAGAAGUUCAAAGACUCGACUGGGCUUGACUGGGCAAACACGUUCGAUCAGCCUGGGGCGUCCAAGUACACUGACAUCGAAAUCCGAUUGUAUAGCGUCCUUGACGGGUGGAACAACCCCGUGAGCAAGCCUUUGCAAAUCAAAGCUAACCAUCACAAGAUGAUGUACCCACAGCCAACCUCGCCAACUCUCUCCGACGUCUCCAAGCCACGCACAUCCUCACGCCUCCACAGCGACCAUCUACCCGACCGAGCGGAGACCACGGGCUCCUCUUUCGCAGGAGCACCGGAGCCUCUUUUUCCAACCUGCCCGUCCGCCUCGACCGGAAUCCCCGCGCCUCCCACCGAGUGA